CCAUGCCUAUGAACGCUGGGCGAUUGCUCCGCCCUGUGAGCUCAUUCGACUUCCGCGAGCGCGGUACACAAUAAUCCCGGUGGAUAAUGGACUGCUGCCAUAUCGGAGCCUGGGGGUCCUGUUCCGUGACCCCUUCCCUCCUUCGCCCAGUCUGACGCCCUGCCUUUAUUUUCCCUGGUGAUCCCCUUCACUCUUCCUCUCUCUUCCUUCCCUCCUUCGGAUUCAUUCUCCUCAUUAAACCCCCUUGUUGAAAUCGUUUGGUCCGUGACUGUUCCCUGGUGGCACAUAACCGGCAAUCGAUACCCCCAUCCACCAUGAAAGACAUUCGGGGCGAUGAUGACGCCCAGUUGGCGGCCAUGGGCCACAAGGCCGAGCUGAACCGAAACUUUUCGAUGCUGUCAAUGUUAGGCUUAGCCUUUGCCAUUUUAAAUUCAUGGACCGCUCUAUCGGCCAGUUUAUCCAUCAGUCUGCCGUCUGGUGGCUGUGUCAGUGUCAUCUGGGGUUUGAUCACAGCAGGUAUCUGUAAUCUUUGCAUGUCGGCCUCCCUUGCUGAGUUCUUGUCCGCAUAUCCUACUGCUGGUGGACAAUAUCAUUGGGUUGCAGUUUCCUGGGAGAAAUGGAUGCCGGCGCUCUCCUGGAUCACAGGAUGGGCGAAUGUCUCUGGCUGGGUUGCCUUGACCGCAACUGGUGGACUUCUCGGCAGUGAACUGGUUUUGGGUGUUAUCUCGUUGAUGCAUCCCACGUACGUGUCACAGCGGUGGCAUCAGUUCCUGAUCUAUAUCGGCUAUAACAUCAUUGCAUUCCUUAUCAAUGCCUUUAUGAACUCGCUUCUUCCCCUGUUUACCAAGGGUGCCUUUAUCUGGUCCCUUACUGGGUUCACUGUCAUCUGCAUCACACUUCUAGCAUGCGCCUCGCCCAACUACAGCUCCGGAGAGUUCGUUUUUGGAAAGUUCAUCAACGAAACAGGCUGGCCUGAUGGUCUUGCUUGGCUGCUUGGUCUGCUUCAAGGAGGUUUGGGUCUCACUGGCUUUGACGGCGUUGCCCACAUGAUCGAAGAAAUUCCCAACGCCUCGGUCGUAGGACCCAAGAUCAUGAUUGGCUGUGUCGGUAUUGGAACCUUCACUGGAACAAUCUUCCUGAUCGUCCUGCUUUUCGUUGCCGGAGACAUCUAUGAAGACAUCAAUUCCACGGCCACGCCUUUGCUGCAGAUCUUUGUCAAUGCGACAAAGAGCAACGCUGGAGCUAUCUGCCUCCUUAUCUUCCCUCUCAUCUGUGUCCUCUUCGCUGCUAUCACGAUCAUGACAACCAGUAGCCGUAUGAUCUACGCGUUUGCAAGAGACGGCGGUCUUCCGGCUUCUCCCUUCUUCAGCAAGGUGCAUACCAAGCUUGAGGUUCCUCUGAAUGCGUUGUACCUCACCAACAUCUUGGUCAUCAUUUUUGGAUGUAUCUUCUUGGGCUCCUCGAGCGCGUUCAACGCUAUUGUGUCCGCAUCGGUGGUCAUGCUUGAUAUUGCGUACGGCAUUCCAAUUGCCGUGAAUUGUAUUCGGGGUCGAAAGAUGUUGCCUGAACGGUCAUUUGUCCUGCCAAACGUCGUUGGCUGGAUUGCAAACUUGGUCUCUCUUGCCUACGUUUCUGUCACGACUGUGCUUUUCCUGUUCCCCCCAGACUACCCGGUUACUGGAAGCAACAUGAACUACUGUGUGGCCGUAUUUGGCAUCAUCCUUAUUGUGUCACUGUUCCAGUGGUUCAUUGAUGGCCGUAAGAACUUCACCGGGCCGCGGAUGGACGUGGAUGUCAUAUCUGGGCAGGUUACUACGGGUGGUGAAGCUACUGAAGAGGUUGUUCAGCAUACCGACUUCCAUGAGAAGUGAGGCAUGAGAGUAAUGGGAUAGGUGCUUUGGAAUAAUUGGGACAGUUCUGUACAUAACACGGCGUCACGGAGAAUAGAGUUCUGCGGAAACGCAUAUUCACUUGAA
Aspergillus sclerotioniger CBS 115572 is the source of this 1976-nucleotide messenger RNA. RefSeq names its product GABA permease GabA. Gene Ontology annotation, biological process: amino acid transport; transmembrane transport. Gene Ontology annotation, cellular component: membrane. Bases 315 to 1871 code for a protein of 518 amino acids. The record is from RefSeq and is a predicted model, not a curated record. The transcript has 19 exons. NCBI's taxonomy places the organism in Eukaryota, Fungi, Ascomycota, Eurotiomycetes, Eurotiales, Aspergillaceae. Gene Ontology annotation, molecular function: transmembrane transporter activity.